Molecule: messenger RNA, 2714 nt
Organism: Elaeis guineensis (African oil palm)
Lineage: Eukaryota; Viridiplantae; Streptophyta; Magnoliopsida; Arecales; Arecaceae
Product: protein NTM1-like 9
Biological process (GO): regulation of DNA-templated transcription
Molecular function (GO): DNA binding
Source: RefSeq, a predicted model, not a curated record
GUGAUCCAGCUGGCUUUCCUUAGCGCAGAAUGCAUCGUUCUAAAACCCAGCCACCCCGCUCUCCCGCUGUCUCUCUCUCUCUCUCGGUGGUCGUGGAACAAAGCUCGCUUAUAUAAUAAGCCCGCUCCUCACCCUCUCUUUUUCUCUCUGAGAACUCAAAACCCUAGGCCUGGAAGAGAUCAGAAGCCCCAAAAGUUUUCUAGGGUUUCUCGAGUUCCAGCGAUCCUGCCUCUCGAAUUUGAGCUUUGGGACUGAAGAUUUCGCUUUAUUAGCUGUUUUCGGCGUUCGAUUUCGAGUGGGGCGGCGGUAUUUGGGAGCAUAGUGGAGGUACUCGAAGGAAGGCAGGAGCCAUGAUGACGAUCUCCCCGGGGUCGCUCCCCAUAGGGUUCCGGUUCCACCCGACCGACGAGGAGCUCGUCAACGUCUACCUCAAGCGGAAGAUCUCCGGCCGGAUCAGGAACGACAUGGAAAUCAUCCCCGAGAUCGAUAUCUUGAAGUGCGAGCCAUGGGAUCUUCCUGAUAAAUCUAUUAUCAGAUCGGACGAUCCGGAGUGGUUUUUCUUUGCGCCGAAGGAUCGGAAGUACGCGAAUGGGAAUAGGUCCAACCGCGCGACGGAGGCCGGGUACUGGAAGGCCACGGGGAGGGACCGUCUCAUCCGGUCUAAGGCUGCGCCGGGCCGGCAAAACCUCAUCGGCAUGAAGAAGACCCUUGUCUUCCACCGAGGAAGAGCGCCGAAGGGCAUCCGGACCCGCUGGAUCAUACACGAGUACCGCACCACCGAGCGGGAAUUCGAGUCCGGCGAUCAGGGUGGUUAUGUCCUUUAUCGCUUAUUUAAAAAGCCAGAAGAAAAGGGUUCAAACUCCAAAGCUGAUGAAAUGGAGAAAAGUGGCUUCUCUCCAACCCCAACCAAAUCCUCUCCUGAUGGUACCCUGCAUGAAGAAGAUAGUAUGGAGGAAAUCUCAACCCCAGUAAAUCAAAAGUCUCCAGAAUCAGGUUUGCAAGAAGAGCCUCAAUCCUUGCCUGAUUCGGUUGAACAGCAGCCAACAGUUAUUAAGAGAUGGCUUACUGACAACAUUCAUUGUUCAGCAACUUGCUCUGUAGAACCAGAUGAGAGGUCUUGCAACGUUGCUGCAGAUAAUCAUGAUGCCAAAGCUGGAAUGCAUGAUGUCUCAACACAGUACCAUGGUCCACAUCAUCAGCAAAUAGAUUCUAAUGGCUUUCCGAAUUUCAGUUCCCCAAUGCUGCCUUGCACAGACGACCAGGAAUCCCCUAUGGAAGAUGUUGAUGAUGCCGAUCGGGACUCUUUUCAUGAGUUCUUAGAUGCAGUUCUAGGUAAUCCAGAUGAAUAUUCUCCUCGGGCAUCCGAUGCUCAGAAAAAUUCAGUUGCUGAGAGUGUGCCAAGACAUGGCAUCUGGGAUUCAGCAUCAUUCAGGGAUAGUGGGACCAGCAGCGAUAUCGAUACUGAAGCAGGACUACCUCAGGAACAUGUUAGUCUGGAAGCUUCUGAGUGGUCUGAAGAACCAUCUUUUCUGUUAAAUGAACUGUUACAGAUGAAUUCUUCUUAUGGAUAUCCAGAAACAGAACCCCAUCUGAGUGCACCUUAUGAAAAUGCAAGUUUACUUCCAUAUGAUAGCACUGGACCAGAUGUGUGCUCAGUGGACCCUGCCUCAGAAUCCUUGCAAUAUUUGUUUGAUAGCAUGGAGGCAUCUAAUAACCAGAAGAAUAUUGCAAAUAAUGGAGAUGGUCUUGAGGUGACUGGAAUUGAGUUCAGGCCUCAUCAACUGCAGCAUCCAUCAGAUUCAAAGAACAUAUCUGCACAACAGAGCACCAUAACAAGUAGGUUCCGUUUACAGGGUCCAGUUCAAAAUGUGUCAUUUGCCUUAGCUGGUAGUGAAUCAAGCAGCAGUGGAGAUGAUCAUGAAGACAAAGAGGCAAUGAGAAAGGCUUUGCAAGAUUUGUGUGAUAGCACUGAGGAAUCAUUGACCCAGAAGGAUACACCAAGUAAUGAAGAUGGUUUUGAGGGAACUGGAAUCAAGAUCAGGACUCGGAAAGCACAUCCUCCAAGUUUGAACAAGUUAUCAUCAAAGCGGGGCAGAGUAUUUGGAAGGAUUCGUUUGCAAGCUUCUCUUGAAGUGGGAUCAUUUUCCGCUAUUGCUGGUGAAUCAAGCAGCAGCAAAGAUGACCAGGUAGACAGAGAAUCAACAACAGAGUCGCUGCAGGCAGGAGAGCAUGUGGAUGACAAUCUUGCUGAAUUUAGGGAGAUCUCAAAGCCUGCUCUACUGGACAAGCUCGAACAGUUAUCUAUUCAUGAUGAUGCAACACACAGCUCAGAGUUGUAUCAGGAAUCAAAACCUUUGCUGAGGUUGAGAACGAAAGGCACUUAUGAUGAUGCAAAUGUCCUGAAAGACCCUCCCUCACACCCAGGAAUAUCAGGAACUGGUUCAGUUGUUGCUUAUGUUGUCCGGCUUGUUCUUGCAGUAAUCCUUCUGCUGAUGUGUUUUGGCAUAUGGAGGUGCAUAAACUCUCAAUAUGUGCCGAUAUAGCUAAAGUUCACUGUAUAAUUUUGCUUGCAUAGGGAUUGUCCCUUCACAUUCUCUGUAAAUAUGGAACUUCCUGACAUGUAGGGAACUUCAGAUGCUUACGGUGGUUUGUAUAUACCCUUAAACUUUCCUUCUUGUUUAUCAGUAAAUGUGAGCCUACCAGUUGUCAUGGUC